Molecule: messenger RNA, 4340 nt
Organism: Zerene cesonia (dogface butterfly)
Lineage: Eukaryota; Metazoa; Arthropoda; Insecta; Lepidoptera; Pieridae
Gene: Gbeta13F
Product: guanine nucleotide-binding protein G(I)/G(S)/G(T) subunit beta-1
Exons: 9
Coding region: 314-1336 (340 amino acids)
Biological process (GO): G protein-coupled receptor signaling pathway
Cellular component (GO): heterotrimeric G-protein complex; cytoplasm
Molecular function (GO): signaling receptor complex adaptor activity; protein binding
Source: RefSeq, a predicted model, not a curated record
AAGGAACUUUGACGCAAUUUGCAAAUGGCCGUGAAAAGGAUUGAGCUCGAGGGUGUAUGAAACACUAAAUGGUGGAAAAGUCCGUGAUAAAAACUUGUGAUUAACUCCUGGUUCAGUGUAGUGUUGUUGUAAAAAUACAAAAUGUGCCAAAAGGAUAGAAUCCAGUCUUAAUAGUGGUUUUAGGAAGCGCCUGAAAACCACUGGUGGAUCUAAAGAAAAGAAUUGCUGACUGUGGGGCUGGUGCAGUGUGCGUAGCGGGAGGCGCGCAAGAGUAACCGGGUAGUGGAGACAGGAUUCUGAGCUGCGCGGCAAAAUGAAUGAAUUGGACAGUCUGCGCCAAGAGGCGGAAACCCUUAAAAAUGCCAUACGAGAUGCUCGCAAAGCGGCGUGCGACACGUCGCUCGCGCAGGCGACGGCGAACCUGGAGCCGAUCGGGCGGAUCCAGAUGCGCACGCGCAGGACGCUGCGCGGUCACCUCGCCAAGAUCUAUGCUAUGCACUGGGGCAGUGAUUCGAGGAACCUAGUGUCGGCCAGCCAGGACGGCAAGCUGAUCGUGUGGGACAGCCACACCACGAACAAGGUGCACGCGAUACCGCUGCGCUCGUCGUGGGUGAUGACGUGCGCGUACGCACCGUCCGGCUCGUACGUCGCGUGCGGCGGGUUGGAUAACAUCUGCUCGAUCUAUAGCCUGAAGACGCGCGAGGGCAACGUGCGCGUGUCCCGCGAGCUGCCCGGCCACUCGGGUUACCUGUCCUGCUGCCGGUUCCUCGACGACAACCAGAUACUCACCAGCUCUGGGGACAUGACUUGCGCCCUGUGGGACAUCGAGACAGGCCAGCAGUGCGGGCAGUUCACGGGGCACACGGGCGACGUGAUGUCGCUGUCGCUGGCGCCCGACCAGCGCACGUUCGUGUCGGGCGCGUGCGACGCGUCCGCCAAGCUGUGGGACAUCCGCGACUGCCAGUGCAAGCAGACCUUCCCGGGACACGAGAGCGACAUCAACGCGGUCACCUUCUUCCCGUCCGGCUUCGCGUUCGCCACCGGCUCGGACGACGCGACGUGCCGCAUGUUCGACAUCCGCGCGGACCAGGAGCUCGCGAUGUACUCGCACGACAACAUCAUAUGCGGCAUCACGUCCGUCGCAUUCUCCAAGUCGGGCCGGCUGCUGCUCGCCGGCUACGACGACUUCAACUGCAACGUGUGGGACUCGAUGAAGAGCGAGCGCGCCGGUAUCCUCGCCGGCCACGACAACCGCGUGUCCUGUCUGGGCGUCACCGAGAACGGCAUGGCCGUCGCCACCGGAUCCUGGGACUCAUUCCUGCGCAUCUGGAACUAAAACAUCACCCAUUUCGCAACCGAACACAUCCCCCUCCCCCCAAAUAUCCCCCAACCCCCACUUUGUUACACAACAGACGCACCCCGAUACAGCGAUGACGAUUCUAUUGAUUUGGGCGCAAAAUGCGAUCGAUUGUAUCGCUUUGUUCGCGGUAUUUACACGCUGGACAAAUUGAGACGAAUAAUCGAAUAGAUGGAGUGUUACGAUGUUUCAAGUGAAACAUUACAACGUAAUAUUUUGAUAAAUACGCGAUGACGAUAGAAGCGAUCGCAUUGUAUUCCCAUCACAAUAUCACCUAUAUAUCUGUGAAAUAUGAAUGUAACCGAUCGACGAACGUAAAAUGGCGCCAUGCGUCUUCAAGAUGGCGGUCGAUUCGAAACGCCGACAUGUUCCAGAACUCUCGAUUCACACCACCAUUGGGGGGUGCGUGACUUUCCCUAUAUGUUCUGUAAAAACGCCCUGUUACCAAAUUUCGUGUAAUUAAAAGACAGGGAAUUAUUAAUUACGCACUUUCGCUUUAUUUAUUUUGUAUACAUAGAUGAUAAUCUCUUAACAAAAUGAAAGCAUUUAACUACUGGUGGGUAGUAAUGAGUAUGUCUGCACUGUUUACGAUAUAUUUGUAUGUAAUGUAAUAUUAUUAUUGUUAGCGUAGCCUGUUGGAACCUGUCUGAAGACGGCGAACGCUGCUGUUUUAUUUUUCUGUGACUCGAUAAAUUUCAACGCACUACAGUAUGUCUAAAAGUUACUUAUAAUUGAGAAAAUCCUAAAGAACCAAAUAUUAAUUAUUAAUGUAACAAUGUGUAAUUUAUUGAAUGAGAUUUUUUUUUUGUUUUCGUCGCUAUAACUGAUGUAAUGGUAAUUUAAAAUCUUGAUGCUAAUUUAUGGUUUGUCGUGUAAUUGUAUUUCCUAGGUAAGUGGUCACGUGGUAUCCUAUACGAUGCAUGUUAUAGAUUGCGUUUGUUCGCACAAAUGAGAAAGCUAACGUUGAAAGCACGGACAGACAUUCAAGAUACGGACAUACGGACGACUCGUGAACCAAGACUCGUUGUGUUUUAUUGUAAUAAAGCAGAAUUUCCGUCCUUUUUCAUUUGCACGAACAAACAGCUGUAUCUAAAAUAGCGUAAAGUUGAGAUUGUCAUACAAGAUCUCUAUUGACGAUAGUACAUUUAACUUAUUCUUUUUUUUUCUUGUUAUAAACAAUUUUAAUUUAUUGCAACAUGAUAAUUGACACAUUUUAUGUUCUGUUACCAAAAUAUAUAUUUGUAUAUUAUUUAUGACACGACCGAGUCGGCUUUAAAAUAUCACAAUUAUAAGCUUUUUAUUGAUUUAAUGUUUAAGUCUCGUAAAACAUGAAUCAUUGAAUGAAAAUAUGAUAUGUACGCUUUACAUUUUAAUGUGCGAUGUUUAAGAUGUACCAAUAGAUCCAAUAGGGUACACAAUUGGUAAACGUAUUUGCGGACAAGCCGAUGAAUUACAUUCUUAUUUGUAAAAUUUUGUUCAAAAAAGAAAAACGUAUAAAAUUCGAUAAAAUGCAGUAUUUGAAUGUUUUAUACCGUGUCUCUGGUACAUUUCACCGAAGUACUUAUUAUCACACAACAUUAUCGAAUCGACACACAAGAUCUAUGUACAAUCGUCAACAUUUUUGUUCACACAACAGGACACUCAACAUCGGUCGUCCUGCGUUCAUUUUCCUAGAUUAAGCUAUUUUUAGGAAAUAAGGGUUUAAAAUAUUAAGGCAUUUGUAACUUGAACAUUCUGUGUUGCUAUUUAAUAUGGAACAGAUCACUCAUGUUUUGUUGUGGUUUUCACAGUUUCGGUGAGUAAUGUAACCUUUUUGUGGCAGUAUUGAUUUUUUUAAUUAAGCACAAAGGUUUUAUUAUGACGGCUUCUUUUGUUUCGUCGAUGGAUGGUUGUCGCGCUAUUGUUUUUUUUUUUUUUAACUUAAGCCUUUGUCUUAGAUAGGUUACAAUAUAAUAUGUAGGUGUUUAUAUAUAAGGCAGACGCGAUAAGAUGAAAAUUUAUUCCUCAAUGACUUUGAACUCUGUGUUUACUUGCUACCGAUUUCUGCACAAAACCCGUUUUUUACAUAUAGUUUUAAAUUCAUGCUCAAUAAAUCAUUCGCACAAACGACGCGUAACGAUGUGAACUGAACACACAAAUUAGUUUUUUUUUAAUGUUUUACAGUCGCAGAUUUUGUAAUAUACGGGCAUAUCAACAUACUUUCUGAUAUUUUAAAAUUCCACGCACAAUUCAGUUUUUGGGUUCACCCCCUCGUCAUUGAUCAAAUAUAUCUUAACACACGCAUCUAUUUAUCUUUGUAAGAGUGUUUCGCAUUGUGAGUGUUGUAUUAUCUGUCCAAUUAAAUAACAACUGUCGAGAUUAUUGGCGGGAAAUCGCAGUACCGCGGCGAUAUUGUCUCGUGCGUUGGACAGAUAAAAAAUUGGCAAAUGGAAUAAGCUAUGGUCUGCUAGAUGUACGCCUAGGAUAUAAGACUUUUUUAAAAAUAAAAGUUGUUUUCUACUGUAACGGCUUCUUUUCAGAUCGAUGUACUAUAACAUACGGUUUUGCAUUAUUAUGUAUAAUAUAUUAUAAUUAAUAUGAUAUGAUAUUUAAAUGAAUAGUUUGAUGAUGGCUCCUAUUUGGUUUAUAUUUUCUAUUCAGACCAAUUUUUCUCACUUUUACAUGGACUGCCAUAUAUUAACCUGUAACUGUAUAACUUAUUAUAAUCCUUACAUAAAUUCGAGGGAAUAAAAGUUAAUCAUCAUGAAAUUAUACGCUGACAGUUGGAAAGUUUUCAGUGAACAAAUCGCUUUGACAGCGCUCAUACGACGGCGCAGUAGUCGGUGCAUAACGUGGUGUAACAAACAACACACAAGUGUUCAUUGAACAUUUUUCGGUGUUCAUUAGAAAUAAGGUUUCAAUGGUGUAUAUCCCCGUCGUAAUGAUUAGGAACUUGAUACUAUGAUUGAAUUGUAAAACAGUUUCCUUCGAAAUACACUAAAAA